AUGGCUGCCCCUGCUGAUGUUACCAUCCAGAACCUGAGUGGAAAAUGGGAGAUGGACUCAACUCACUCUAACCCAACAGACCCCCUUCUGUCUUUGCAAGGAAUGGGCUGGGUUAUGCGCAAGGCACUCUCAUACGCAACAGUGACAAUCUACGUCAAGCAGUACGCAGACGCAGAGAACCCCACUCUCAUCCACAUCGACGCACAGCAAGUAAUCACAGGCGGCAUCCAAGGCACCAAGGAAGAGCGCAAGCUCGACUGGGAAGAGCGCGAGCACGUCGACCACAUUUUCGGCAAGCUGAAGGGUCGCUCGCGCUACAUCGCCGGCACCAAGAGCGAGGACGGCGCUGUGCGCCCUGCUAUCGAGAUCCAGACGAAGGCCGGCUCGGCUGAGGCUGAUGCUAAGGUUCUGAAGUUCCUGACUGGAGAGACUCUUAUUGAUGGGUCGAAGAGUGAGGGGUUCCUUGCUGAGGAGGGCGAGGGUGCGUUUUUGCACAGCUGGGUUGUGAAUGAGGAGAAUGGGUGGACUGCUGAGCAGGUUUGGGGAUUUGAGACUGUUGAUGGAGAGAGACGUCAUACUCGUCGCAUUGUUAUUUCUAAGGGUGGGAAGGUUGCUACUGGUAGACUUGUCUAUGCUUUCAAGGAGCGCAAGACUGAGGAGUAA
Messenger RNA from Penicillium concentricum, 663 nucleotides. RefSeq lists its product as uncharacterized. The coding region runs from base 1 to 663 and encodes 220 amino acids. Lineage: Eukaryota; Fungi; Ascomycota; Eurotiomycetes; Eurotiales; Aspergillaceae. The transcript has 3 exons. The record is from RefSeq and is a predicted model, not a curated record.